CUCUUUUGACGGAGGGGAGCUUCUUUUGCCCACAUCCACUCACCUCCUCAUCCGCUACUGAGGAGCGAGUCUGACGCACAGGACCAGCGGCAACACCACAGGACCCCACCCCAGGAGUGCGUGUCCACAUCGAGCAACAUGUUCCCAGCGUGGAGACCGGGAAGGCGCACCGGGGACUUGACGGUACCGACAGUGACCAUGGCCGGACCUGGAUCUGGAUCUGGAUCUGGACACCGUGGACAAGUGUGGGUCUCCUGUUGGAUUCUUCUGUCGGCGACGUGUAUCCUCAGCGUCCAGGCUCAAGUAGAUGACGUCCCUCCUUACUUUAAGAUGGACCCCCCUCAGACCCAGGUCCACCUGGAGGGGAACCGCCUGGUCCUCACCUGUAUGGCGGAGGGCAGCUGGCCUCUGGAGUUCAAAUGGAUCUACAACGGAACUGAACUCACCCGCUUCUCCCUGGAGUACAGGUACCUGAUCCCCACUCUGGAUCGAUCUCAUGCCGGCCACUACCGCUGCAUCGUGAGGAAUCGAGUGGGUGCUAUUAUGCAGUGCAGCACAGAAGUCCAAGUUGCCUAUAUGGGUGGUUUUGUGGAAGGUGAGAGGUCCCAGACUGUAUCUCAAGGAGAAGGCGCUCUCAUCCACGCACCGCGGAUCCACAGCUUCCCCAGACCGCAGAUCACCUGGUUCAGAGAUGGACGGAAGAUCCCCUCCAGCAGCCGCAUUGCCAUCACCCUGGACAACACGCUGGUCAUCCUGUCGACGGUCGCCCCUGAUGCGGGACGUUACUACGCCCAGGCGGUCAACGACAAGAACGGCGAGAACAAAACCAGUCAGCCUGUGAUUCUCACCGUGGAAAAUGUGGGAGGACCUGCAGACCCCAUCGCCCCCUCAAUCAUCAUCCCCCCCAAGAACACCAGUGUGACUGUGGGAAGAAACGAAGCCAUCAUGGAGUGUGUCGCCAAUGCAAGACCCCUCGUCAAAAUGAGUAUCACUUGGAGGAAAGACGGGGUAGUGGUCAAUACUGGGAUUCGCGAUUUUGGCCGGAGGUUGGUGAUCAGUUUGCCCGCUGUCAGCGAUAGCGGCUACUACGAAUGUGAGGCGUCGCUCCGCAGCAGCAGCGUACCGUCAGUCACCGCCGGCGCCUUCCUGCACGUUCUGGAAUAUCCUCUUUUUGUAAAAGAGCCGCCGAGUCACAUCAGCGCAGAGAUGGAAAAGGUGGUGGACAUCCCCUGUCAGGCACGAGGAACUCCGCAGCCUGACAUUGUGUGGUAUAAAGACGCAGUCCCCAUCAGCCCGGUGAAAAUCCCCAGGUACAGGGUGUUGGUGGGAGGCAGUCUGCAGAUCAACGGCCUCCUCCCAGACGACACGGGGAUGUUUCAGUGCUUCGCCCGAAAUCUGGCAGGAGAAAUCCAGACAAAUACCUACCUAGCUGUUACAAGUAUUGCUCCCAACAUCACCGCCGGUCCCUCUGACAGCGCUGUGAUUGACGGCAUGUCAGUCAUUCUCCAUUGCGAGACCUCAGGAGCGCCACGUCCAGCCAUCACCUGGCAGAAAGGUGAACGUGUCUUGGCCAGUGGUUCGGUCCAGCUGCCCAGGUUCACACUGUUGGAAUCGGGCAGCUUGCUAAUUAGCCCCUCCCACCUGUCAGACGCCGGUACCUACACCUGCAUGGCCAGUAACUCCAGGGGCAUCGACGAGGCUUCGGCUGACCUCGUCGUCUGGGCACGUACCCGCAUCACCAAACCACCGCAAGACCAGAGCGUCAUCAAAGGGACCAAGGCCGUCAUGACCUGUGGUGUGACCCAUGACCCCAGUGUCACCAUCAGGUAUGUGUGGGAGAAGAGCGGCUCCGUGAUUGAUGUGAACACGUCUCCCCGCCUGCGGCUGGAUCCCGACGGGACCCUGCACAUCUCCCAGACGUGGUCGGGCGACAUCGGAACAUACACCUGUAGGGUGACCUCAGUGGGGGGCAACGACUCCCGCAGCGCCCACCUGCGAGUCAGACAACUGCCCCAUGCACCAGAAAACCCAAUCGCAGUUCUGAGUACCACAGAGAAGAGGGCCAUCAACCUCACAUGGGCCCAGGCCUUUGACGGGAACAGCCCCCUGAUCCGCUACAUCUUAGAAGUGUCAGAAAACAAUGCCCCUUGGACUGUGCUGUUGGCCAACAUUGAACCCGAGUCCGUCGGGGUCACGGUUGGUGGCCUCAUCCCGGCGCGCUCGUACCAGUUCCGCCUGUGUGCCGUUAACGACGUGGGCAGAGGCCAGUUCAGCAAAGAGACUGACCGACUCACGCUGCCGGAGGAGCCCCCCAGCGCCCCCCCUCAGACCGUCAUCGCGAGCGGUCGCACCAAUCAGUCCAUCAUGAUCCAGUGGCAGCCCCCCCCAGAGAGCCAUCAAAACGGUCCACUCCAGGGCUACAUCAUCAGGUACUGUCUGUCUGGGCUUCCUGUGGAUUGCCAUGAAAACAUCACCAGCCCAGACCAGACCAGCCUGCUCCUGGAGGACCUCAUCAUCUGGACCAACUAUGAGAUUGAGGUGGCGGCCUAUAAUGGAGCGGGCAGGGGUACCUACAGCCACAAAGUCACAGAGUGGACCCUGCAAGGAGUGCCCACUGUGCCACCAGGAAAUGUACAAGCCGAGGCUGUCAACUCGUCCACGGUGCGCUUUACCUGGAGUGCCCCCAGCCCUCAGUUUAUCAAUGGAAUCAACCAGGGAUACAAGCUGUUGGCGUGGGAACCUAAUCGUCCAAAUGAGGUUACCGUGGUAACUGUCCGUCCCAACUUCCAGGACAGCGUUCACGUCGGCUACAUCUCCAGCCUUAAAAAGUUCACCGAAUAUUACGGCUCAGUGUUGUGUUUCACUACACCUGGAGACGGACCGCGCAGUUUACCCCAGCGCUUACGCACCCAUGAGGAUACUCCUGGGGCUGUGGGACACCUCAGUUUCACCGACAUCUUGGACACUUCACUUAAAGUCAGCUGGAAAGAACCGCAAGAGAAAAAUGGAGUUCUCACAGGCUAUCGAAUCUCAUGGGAGGAGUUCAACAGGACCAACACACGAGUGACCCAUUAUUUACCAAAUCUGACUCAGGAGUACAAGGUGACGGGCCUCACCGCUCUCACCACGUACACCAUCCAGGUGGCAGCCAUGACCUCCAAAGGCCAAGGCCAGCUGUCGGCGUCCACCAUCUCCUCUGGGGUUCCACCAGAGUUGCCAGGUCCUCCCACUAAUCUGGCCAUCUCCAACAUCGGCCCUCGCUCUGUCACACUCCAGUUCAAACCUGGUUACGACGGUAAAACAUCCAUCUCCCGCUGGCAGGUUGAAGCCCAGAUCGGUAUAAUAGGAGAGAAUGAGGAGUGGCUGAUGGUUCAACAACUGUCUAAUGAACCUGAUGCUAGGUCGCUGGAUGUCCUGGACUUGAACCCUUACACUUUCUACAGGUUCCGGAUGCGUCAGGUAAACAUUGUGGGUACCAGUCCUCCCAGUCAGCCAUCCAGAAAGAUCCAGACCCUACAAGCCCCUCCGGACAUCUCCCCCGCCAAUGUGACCCUGCGCACCGCCAGCGAGACCAGCCUGUGGCUACGCUGGGUGCCUCUUCCAGAAUGGGAGUACAACGGUAACCCAGACCUGGUCGGAUACCGGGUUCAGUACUCCAAGGCCGGCUCCAGAGGGGGGGUCCUGUCCCACGUCAUCAUGGACCGACUGGAGAGGGAGUUCACCAUCGAAGACCUGGAGGAGUGGACGGAGUAUGAGGUCAGAGUCCAGGCCAUCAACGGGAUCGGAUCCGGACCCUGGAGUCAACCGGUCCAUGGCAGGACCAGGGAGUCUGUUCCUUCCUCUGGUCCUACCAACGUGUCAGCCUUCGCCACCACCUCCAGCAGCAUCCUGGUUCGAUGGGGGGAAGUCCCAGAGACGGAUCGCAACGGACUCAUCCUGGGCUACAAGGUCGUGUAUAAAGAGAAAGACUCAGAUAUGGCGCCCAGCUUCUGGACAGUGGAAGGUAACACCAGCCACAGCGUCCAGCUGAGUGGACUGGGCAAGUACGUCCUGUAUGAGAUACAGGUGCUGGCCUUCACCCGAAUAGGAGACGGAAGGAGCAGCUCGCCAUCCAUUCUAGAGAGGACGCUGGAUGAUGUGCCAGGCCCUCCAGUGGGCAUCCUGUUCCCAGAAGUUAGAACCACUUCAGUCAGGCUCAUCUGGCAACCUCCUGCACAGCCCAACGGCAUUAUACUGGCCUAUCAGAUCACAUACCGAAGAAACUCAUCAAAUAGCAACGCCGCCACUGUAGACGUGCUGAGCCCCAGCGCGCGACAGUACACAGCCGCCGGACUUAAACCAGAAAUGGUUUAUGUAUUUCGCCUCACUGCUCAAACACGGAAGGGCUGGGGGGAGGCCGCCGAGGCUCUGGUCGUCACAACGGAGAAGAGAGCCCGACCUCAGCCCACCAGUCGUCCUGUUGUGCCUCAAGAGGAGGUCCAGGCUCGCAGAGUGCUGUUGUCAUGGGAACCAGGCAGCGACGGCCUGUCUCCAGUUCGUUACUAUACGGUCCAGUACAGAGAGCUGCCGGACAGUAACUGGACAGUCCACUCAGCGUCGGUCAGCCACGAGACACACUCCUACAUAGUGGACAGGUUAAAGCCCUUCACUUCCUACCAGUUCCGUGUAAAGGCGACUAAUGACAUUGGAGACAGUGAAUACAGUCAGGAGAGUGAAGCCAUCACUACGCUGCAGGACGCCCCAGACAAAGCCCCGACAAUUCUAUCGGUUACACCUCACACCACUACGUCCGUGCUGGUUCGGUGGCAGCCACCUGCUGAGGACCACAUAAAUGGAGUUUUGUUGGGGUUCAGGGUCAGGUACCGGGAAUUACACUAUGAUCGGCUACGCAGCUUCUCUGUCCGCACGGUCAACAGUCCGGCCAACUGGGCCGAUCUAACUGCUCCUUACAGCAUCAGGAACUUGAGUGAAUCCUCCCUCACCCAGUACGAACUGGACAAUUUGAGUAAACACAAACGCUAUGAGAUCCGUCUCAGUGUGUACAAUGCUGUGGGAGAGGGUCCUAGCAGUGCACCACAGGAAGUGUUUGUUGGAGAAGCGGUUCCAACAGCCCCUCCCCAAAAUGUGGUCAUCCAGUCGUCAACAGCCACCCAGCUGGACGUCACAUGGGACCCUCCUCCUCUGGACGCCCAGAACGGGGACAUCCAGGGUUACAAGAUUUAUUUCUGGGAGUUUCAGCUGCAGAAUGAGACGGAGCGUCUUCGUACUCUGUUCCUGCCAGAGCUCGGGGUGAAGCUUAAGAACCUGACAGGCUACACCACCUACAUGAUCAGUGUGGCAGCCUUCAACGCUGCAGGGGAUGGACCCCGCUCCCUGGCCACCAGAGGGCGCACUCAGCAAGCAGCGCCCAGUGCGCCGAGCUUCAUCCACUUCAGUGAGUUGACCACCACUUCGGUCAACGUGUCCUGGGGAGAACCCAAACAGGCCAAUGGCAUCAUCGAGGGCUACCGUCUGGUUUAUGAGCCCUGUACUCCAGUGGACGGUGUCAGUAAGAUAGUGACUGUAGAUGUGAAGGGCAGCGCCCCCCUGUGGAUGAAGAUCAAAGACCUGGCCGACGGCGUCACCUAUAAUUUUCGCAUCCGGGCCAAAACGCUCACUUACGGCCCCGAAGUAGAAGCCAACAUCACCACUGGGCCCGGAGAAGGAGCCCCGGGGCCUCCUGGAGAGCCUUUUAUUGCCCGUCACGGUGCUGCCCUCACGCUGCACUGGACCAGCGGUGAUCAGGGCCGAGCGCCCAUCACACGAUACGUCAUCGAAGCCAGGCCGUCUGAUGAAGGACUGUGGGAUAUUCUAAUCAAAGACAUUCCUAAAGAAGCGACGUCCUACACACUUAAUCUGGAAAUGCUUCGAGAAGGGGUCACCUACGACUUUAGAGUGAUCGCAGUCAACGACUACGGCUACGGUUCCCCCAGCGCCCCCUCCCCCUCCAUAUCAGCUCAGAAAAUCUCUCCUUUCUAUGAGGAGUGGUGGUUCCUGGUGGUGAUCGCUCUCGUCGGCCUCAUCUUCAUCCUCCUCCUGGUUUUCAUCCUCAUCAUCCGAGGCCAAAGCAAAAAAUACACCAAAAAAGCCGAUUCAGUGUCGUCCUCCUACCCAUGUCCAGGAAACCAUUCCAACUGCACGGCGCUGCCUCUAACCCAUGGGGAGAUGGUGCGUCUGGAUGAGGGACGCUUCCCAGCCCUGGAGCUCAACAACAGACGCCUGUCCGUCAAAAACUCCUUUUGCCGCAAGAAUGGCAUCUACACACGGUCUCCACCAAGACCCAGCCCUGGAAGUCUGCACUACUCAGAUGAGGAUGUCAGCACUAAGUAUAAUGACCUUAUCCCAGCGGAGAGUAGCAGUCUGACCGAGAAACCCUCUGAGAUAUCCGACUCGCAGGGCAGCGACAGCGAGUAUGAGAUGGAUCAGAGUCGGCAGAAGACCCACUCCUUCGUCAACCACUACAUCAGCGACCCCACCUACUACAACUCGUGGCGGCGGCAGCAGAAGGGGGUCUCUCGCCCCCCCGCCUACGGCUACUCCCAGCCCGAACCCCUGGUGGAGCAGGAGUCACGGCCGCACCCGCCCCCCGUGCCCCCUCUGCCCCCCCUCCUGCCCCAGAGCGCCCCUUCCCCACAGCCCCAGCCCCAGUGCCAGGGCACCCUGUUCAGGCCUAAGGGAAGCCGGACUCCCACCCCCUCGUUGCUGUCCUCUGACCCCCCCAGCCAGCACGGCAGUACCCUGUACCGCCCCCCCAGCAGCCUGGGCUGUGCCGCUCAGGCGCCCACCGCCGGCUUCUCCUCCUUUGUUUGACACAUGGCUCUCCUUCCAAUAACAACAGGACGCUGAGGACCAGUCUUUGAUUUUUGUUGUUGUUGGUUUGAUUGUGUUUUUCUUCUUCUUCUU
Molecule: messenger RNA, 6942 nt
Organism: Sphaeramia orbicularis (orbiculate cardinalfish)
Lineage: Eukaryota; Metazoa; Chordata; Actinopteri; Kurtiformes; Apogonidae
Gene: sdk2a
Product: sidekick cell adhesion molecule 2a
Biological process (GO): cell-cell adhesion
Molecular function (GO): protein binding
Source: RefSeq, a predicted model, not a curated record